UCUUGUUAUACAAAUACCAGUACACGCGUUAACCUAAUUCCAACGAACUACGAACCCUAAUUCUUAAAUACAAAAUUUCAAACCUCUCUCUAAUUUUUUUCAACUCCUCUCACAUUAUAGUUUUUUAUUGUUUUUUUCCCUUAAAUUUAACAGAAAAAAGACUAAUUUUUAAUUAGCAGAAGAUUUUUUAUUAUAAUUAAUAGUAGUGUCGUAGUGUAAUGGACUUCUCCAUCAAGAAAUCAUUUAAAUCCCAUGGCUCUGCCAAGCACACGAGGAAGAUCUCCGCCGGAGCAGACGACCCUAACCACGAGGAGCUCCCCAUUCUAUUAGAUCACGACCACCGCCACCACAGCCAGCCGAUGACUGACCUCGACUUGUCCGACCGGCGGGAAGUCAUUGUCAAGAUCGACGAGGGCGCUGAUUCCUCCACCAGGGCCACCAUGGACCCCGCCAAAAAUGGCGCCAAGAUUUGGCGGGAGUCCAGCAUCGAUUUCUGGAACGGGGACAGCAACGACGACGGCAAUGCCGAGAGUUUUGAUUUCGUGCAGCGCGGGAAGACGGCCACGGUGCCGGGGGAGGAUCCGCCGUCGAAGCUGAUUGGGCAGUUCCUGCACAAGCAGAGAGCUUCCGGCGACAUGACGCUUGACAUGGAUUUGGAUAUGGAGGAGCUGCGGCAGAACGAGCGCGACUUGCCGCCGCUAGCCGAGUUGCCGAGUCCGAUGGACUCGCGAAAAGUUUCGUUCCAAUCGCCGGCGUCGGACCUCCCCGAUACACCGCAAACCGAGUCGGUUCGGAGGCGAUACAGGGAGUCCCGCGACGAGGAGCGGCACCGCAGCGGAAGGUUGAGCAACGGACAGGACGACGUUGUCCGCUGUACUUCCAACGCCUCAUUCCGCAGAGAGCCUUCGUUCGCGAACAGGUCCGAUUUGCUGAGAAUAAAGACCAAGUCCAGACUAAUCGACCCGCCUGAGGAGCCAGACUUCAAAUCGAGCCGAAUCCCGCGCUCAGGCCAGAUCCCGAGAUCGGGUCUGAUGAGGUCCGGUAUGCUGAGCCGCGGUGGCGACGACGAGGACGACGACCCGUUUCUGGAGGAGGACGUGCCGCACAAGUACAAGAGGGCGAAGUUCAACGCAGUGACGCUGCUUCAAUGGGUAAGCUUGAUUUUGAUCAUUGGGGCUCUGGUUUGCACGCUGACGAUUCCAGUUUUGAGGCAGAAGAGCUUGUGGAAAUUGAUAUUGUGGAAGUGGGAGGUCUUGAUUUUGGUUCUGAUUUGCGGGAGAUUAGUUUCGGGUUGGGGGAUUAGGAUCGUGGUGUUUUUUGUGGAGAGGAAUUUCUAUCUGCGUAAGAGGAUUUUGUAUUUCGUAUAUGGAGUCCGAAAGGCGGUGCAGAACUGCCUCUGGCUCGGCCUGGUUCUAAUCGCAUGGCAUUUCAUGUUUGACAAGAAGGUGGAGAGGGAGACCAAGAGCGAGGUGCUUGCCUAUGUGACGAAAAUCUUGCUUUGUCUCUUGAUUGGAGUGUUGCUGUGGCUGGUGAAGACGUUGAUUGUGAAGGUGUUAGCUUCAUCGUUCCAUGUGAACUCGUAUUUUGAUCGGAUUCAGGACGCUCUUUUUAAUCAGUAUGUGAUUGAGACGCUGUCCGGGCGCCCUUUGGUUGAGAUACAGAAUGCGGAGGAGGAGGAGGAGAAGUUGGUGGAUGAGGUCAGGAAGCUGCAGAGUGCUGGGGCUACCAUGCCUCCUGCCCUCAAGGCAAAUGCAUUCCCGUCCCCGAGGAUUGGGAGGGUGAUUGGGAGUGAUUCGAUGAGGAGUGAGAGGGUGAUUGCGAGUAGCGGGCUUAUUGGGAAGAGCACCAAGUAUUCUAAGCCACUUUCCAAGAGGGCAGAGGAGACCGGGAUCACGAUUGAUCACUUGCAUAAGCUCAAUCCCAAGAAUGUGUCUGCUUGGAAUAUGAAGAGGCUGAUGAAUAUAGUUAGAAAGGGGCAUCUUACGACACUUGAUGAGCAGAUUCUGGAUGCCACUGGUGAGGAUGAGGCCGAUACCCAGAUCAGGAGUGAGGUUGAGGCAAAGGCUGCUGCUAAAAAGAUAUUUCAGAAUGUGGCUAGGCGUGGUUCCAAGUUCAUCUACCUGGAGGAUUUGAUGUGUUUCAUGGAAGAAGACGAGGCUGUGAAGACUAUGAGUCUCUUUGAAGGGGCAUCCGAGCACAAAAGAAUCAGCAAAUCUGCCUUGAAAAAUUGGGUGAUCAAUGCCUUCAGAGAACGGAGAGCACUUGCUUUGACGCUGAAUGAUACCAAAACGGCUGUGAAUACACUUCAUCGCAUGGUGAACAUAAUAGUUGCCAUUGUUAUAGUAGUAAUAUGGCUUAUUGUGCUGGGAAUUGCCACCACCAAAUUUCUCUUGUUUGUGAGUUCUCAGCUUGUGGUUUUGGCAUUUGUCUUUGGUAACACCUGCAAGACGGUAUUUGAAGCAGUUAUAUUUUUAUUCGUGAGGCACCCCUUUGAUGUGGGAGAUCGGUGCGAAAUAGACGGAGUUCAGAUGGUAGUGGAAGAAAUGAACAUCUUGUCUACAGUUUUCUUAAGGUAUGACAACACAAAAAUCGUGUACCCAAACAGCAUCCUCGCGACGCUGCCCAUAUUUAACUUCUAUCGUAGUCCUGACACGGGAGAUGCUAUUGAGUUCUGCAUCCACAUAUCAACUCCGCCAGAUAGGAUUGUUUUAAUGAGGCAAAGAAUAAUCAGUUACAUCGAGAACAAGAAGGAGCACUGGUAUCCAGCACCAAUGCUUAUAAUGAAGGAUGUAGAAGAACUAAACAGGGUAAGGUUUGCAAUUUGGCCUCAACAUAGAAUGAACUUCCAGGACAUAGGAGAAAGGUGGGUAAGGCGAGGCUACUUGGUCGAAGAGAUGGUACGUAUAUUCCAGGAGCUUGACAUCCAGUACCGCCUUCUGCCAAUUGACAUAAACGUCCGUGCCAUGCCUGGCAUGACUGGCCAGGUUGGCCAGGUUCCCUCUGUUUACACGGCAACUAAAGCCGAUUGAGGAAACAAAGCAGUCCAUGAAAACUUAUCUGAUCUCGCCAAGAAGCACAUAGAGACUUCUACAUCCCUUGGCAAUUUGUUGAGAAGCAGAAGGAACCAACGUCAUCCGGAUGCAGUAGGAUCGUGUGGAGAAACGGAGAGGAUGAUAUCCAUCUGAUAUGGUUCGAUGGGUUGAUCUCUAAGUUAGUUGCAUUCAGUUUUUCUCUUUGAUUUUGCAGAUUUUUCUUAAAGCUAUUAGUAUUACUCUCUCAAUCUCUCUCAAUAUCUUCAUCUCUAUAUAUCUAUACAUAUA
Messenger RNA from Pyrus x bretschneideri (Chinese white pear), 3320 nucleotides. Its product is annotated as mechanosensitive ion channel protein 6-like. Gene Ontology annotation, molecular function: mechanosensitive monoatomic ion channel activity. Gene Ontology annotation, cellular component: plasma membrane. The record is from RefSeq and is a predicted model, not a curated record. NCBI's taxonomy places the organism in Eukaryota, Viridiplantae, Streptophyta, Magnoliopsida, Rosales, Rosaceae. Gene Ontology annotation, biological process: monoatomic anion transport; transmembrane transport.